CACAAGACACUGAACUUCUAUCACCAUGGGGAUCUGGGUUGUGAAUGAAGGACUCUCAAUCUUUGUCGUUCUCUUGUGGCUGGGGAUAAAUGUCUAUCUCUUUGUCAAAUUCUACUUGAUUUAUGCAUCACAAGACAAGUACUAUUAUACACGAAGACUUCUUGGAUCAGCCCUGGCAUUUGCCAGGGCCCCUGCAGCCUGUCUGAAUUUCAACUGCAUGCUGAUUCUGCUGCCAGUCUGUCGAAAUCUGCUCUCCUUCCUCAGGGGUUCCAGUGUGUGUUGUUCAACAAGAAUUCGAAGACAACUGGACAGGAACCUCACCUUCCACAAAAUGGUAGCAUGGAUGAUUGCACUUCAUACUGCGAUUCACACCGUUGCACAUCUGUUUAAUGUGGAGUGGUGUGUGGAUGCCCGGGUCAACAAUUCUGAUCCUUAUUCGAUAGCACUCUCUGACCUUGGAGAUCAUAAUGAAACUUACCUCAAUUUUGCUCGAGCGAGAAUCAAGAAUCCUGAAGGAGGCCUAUAUGUGGCUGUGACUCGGUUGGCAGGUAUCACUGGAAUUGUCAUCACACUAUGCCUCAUAUUAAUUAUCACCUCCUCCACAAAAACCAUCCGGAGGUCUUACUUUGAAGUAUUUUGGUACACACACCAUCUCUUUGUGAUCUUCUUCAUUGGUCUCAUCAUUCAUGGAGCUGAACGAAUUGUACGUGGGCAGACAUCACACAGUUUGGAGAAACAUAACCCAAGAGAAUGUGAAAAAAAUAUCACUGAAUGGGGAAAAAUAGAGAAAUGUCCCAUCCCAGAGUUCGCUGGAAACCCACCUAUGACUUGGAAAUGGAUAGUGGCUCCCAUGUUCCUGUAUGUCUGUGAGAGAUUGGUCCGGUUUUGGCGAUCUCAACAGAAAGUAGUCAUCACCAAGGUGGUCACUCACCCUUUCAAGACUAUUGAGCUACAGAUGAAAAAGAAAGGAUUCAAGAUGGAGGUGGGACAAUACAUUUUUGUCAAGUGUCCCAAAGUGUCCAGACUUGAGUGGCACCCUUUCACACUGACUUCUGCACCUGAGGAAGACUUCUUUAGCAUCCAUAUCCGUAUUGUCGGGGACUGGACAGAAGGACUAUUCAAUGCCUGUGGCUGUGAUAAGCAGGAGUUUCAGGAUGCCUGGAAACUACCUAAGAUUGCAGUUGACGGGCCCUUUGGCACAGCCAGUGAAGAUGUGUUCCGUUACGAGGUGGCGAUGUUGGUGGGAGCGGGCAUUGGCGUUACACCCUUCGCAUCCAUUCUCAAGUCAGUCUGGUACAAAUACUGCAAUAAUGCCACCAAUCUGAAGCUUAAAAAGAUCUAUUUCUAUUGGCUAUGCCGAGACACACAUGCCUUUGAAUGGUUUGCAGACUUGCUGCAACUUCUGGAGACCCAGAUGCAGGAGAGGAACAACGCUGACUUCCUUAGCUACAACAUCUAUCUCACUGGCUGGGAUGAGUCUCAGGCCAAUCACUUUGCUGUGCACCACGAUGAGGAAAAAGAUGUGAUCACAGGCCUGAAACAAAAGACCUUGUAUGGGCGACCCAACUGGGAUAAUGAAUUUAAGACAAUUGCAAGUCAACAUCCAAAUACCAGAAUAGGAGUUUUCCUCUGUGGACCAGAAGCCUUGGCCAAAACCCUCAGUAAACAGAGCAUCUCCAAUUCUGAAUCUGGCCCCCGGGGAGUGCACUUCAUUUUCAACAAGGAAAACUUCUAACUGGUCUGUUCCAUGAGGAUCUAAAUGUGGAUUAUGCUGCCAAAUGUUCAAAUGAUACUAGUUGAUGGUAUACAUUCCUCCCUUCUAAAACAGGAGAAAAGUAACGAAAACACAAUUGUUUUUCACUGAAAAAAAAGUCAAAAGAUUGUUUGAAUGUAAUAAUUUGUAAGGGUUUUUGUGAUUUUUGGAACAAUUUUACAAGUCUUAGUUUAUUUUUUUUCUCACAGUACUGCCAGAAAAAAAAGAGGGUAAGGAUACCUAGAUUUAUUUUUUUGCCCCCCCAGAUUUAUUUUUUUGAGGAUAAAAAUUAGGGGGUCAAAAUGGUGAGGGAAACUUUUAAAGUUUAGGAAGUUGAGACCAGAUAUGUUUUGGGAGUCUUCCUAUUAUAUCAAAUUUCCUAUGAAUAAGUUUUUAUAAUUCCAGGAAGAAGAAACAAACCAGGGAGUAGCUAUUUAUUUUCCUUUUGUGUCAUUUUUGUUAUCAUCGUCAUAGAGAAGGAAAAUUUCCAAAUAGUUAAGAGAUAACAUACGCUGAAAGUGAUUCAGCACGUAACAGUGACAGGAGUGACAUUUGAGAAUAUCCAGUUUUUUUUGGAAGCCU
Sorex araneus (European shrew) is the source of this 2335-nucleotide messenger RNA. RefSeq names its product cytochrome b-245 heavy chain (gene CYBB). NCBI's taxonomy places the organism in Eukaryota, Metazoa, Chordata, Mammalia, Eulipotyphla, Soricidae. The transcript has 13 exons. Gene Ontology annotation, cellular component: NADPH oxidase complex; plasma membrane. The record is from RefSeq and is a predicted model, not a curated record. Gene Ontology annotation, biological process: defense response; superoxide anion generation. Gene Ontology annotation, molecular function: superoxide-generating NAD(P)H oxidase activity. The coding region runs from base 26 to 1735 and encodes 569 amino acids.